AUGGGACACACAACAGAUAAUUGUUGGACCUUGCGCAAAGAGAUCGAACGGUUGAUUAAAGUCGGGCAUUUAGCAAACUUUGUAUCCAAUGAACACACGCAGGCCGAGGUAACCAAGGCCACUGGGUGCGGGGCCUCGAAAGGCAAGGAGAUAGUUGAGGAUUUGGGUAUACUUGCUGGAUCAUGCUCAUCAAUCGCAGAAGGAUUCGGCGGUGGGCGUUUAUCUAGCAAAGGACGGAAAAGAUAUGUAGAGGCUGUGAAUUCCGUGCAUAAAGCUUAUGAAGGGGAGUGUUGGUUGAAUCAUACUACUAUCACUUUCACACCUAGGGACUUUGAUCAUGUUACCCCACAUGAUAAUGAUCUAGUGGUGGUGACUUUGCGGGUAAACAAUUAUGUCACUAAGAAGGUCUUUUUGGACCAAGGAAGUUUUGCGGACAUAUAUAUGGUGUGCCUGGUUGGAUUUAUGGGCGACCGGGCUAAGGUAUGA
Molecule: messenger RNA, 486 nt
Organism: Lotus japonicus
Lineage: Eukaryota; Viridiplantae; Streptophyta; Magnoliopsida; Fabales; Fabaceae
Exons: 1
Coding region: 1-486 (161 amino acids)
Source: RefSeq, a predicted model, not a curated record